Molecule: messenger RNA, 1181 nt
Organism: Magnolia sinica
Lineage: Eukaryota; Viridiplantae; Streptophyta; Magnoliopsida; Magnoliales; Magnoliaceae
Product: methyl-CpG-binding domain-containing protein 11-like
Exons: 3
Coding region: 341-988 (215 amino acids)
Molecular function (GO): DNA binding
Source: RefSeq, a predicted model, not a curated record
UCCUCUUUUCUUCUUCUUCUUCUUCUUCUUUGUUUUUCUACAGAUUGUAGCAUGGCGAGUGACAGCCCUGAAGUCGUCUCUAUAGAGCUUCCUGCUCCUCCUGGCUGGAAGAAAAAGGGGUUUGAGAAGAUGUCCGCCCUCUACAAAGCAAUCAUGAUGUGCAUGUGUUACUAUAUUUUCGUAGCGUGGCAUUUAUUUCACUGUCUUCAGAGAUUGGCAAUGCAAUGCAAUGCAAUGAUUCAAAGAAGUUUAGGCUCUUUAGAUUGGUUUUGUGGGUUUGCAAGAAUCACUUCAAAGGUUCUAGCUAGAAGCGAGUUGCUUGUAUCAGAACACAAAGUUCAUGCCUAGCAAAGGUGGGACGCCAAAGAAAAACGAGAUCAUUUUCAUCGCACCCACAGGGGAGGAGAUGAGUAACAGAAGGCAGUUGGAGCAGUACCUGAAAUCCCACCCUGGAAAUCCUCCAGUAUCUGAAUUUGACUGGGGGACUGGUGAUACCCCGAGGCGAUCAGCAAGGAUCAGUGAAAAGUUAAAGGCAGCCCCACCUCAGGAAAGCGAGCCAAAGAAGAAGCGAAGUCGGAAAUCAACAGGUUCAAAGAAGGGUGAUGUGGAAAUGGAAGCUGCUCAAGAAACCCAGGAGAGGAAAGAAGAUCAGAUGCAAGAUGAACAGACACCAAAGAAGGAUGCUAAUGCACCUGUAGAAACUGAAGUUGAUAAAGAAGUUAAAAUGCAGGAUGUGUCAAAGACAGACAAAGCUGUCGAUGGUGAAAGAAAGCAUGGAGUAGAGGAAGGGGAGAAACGUAACGGAGAUGCACCAACAUCAACGGUUGGAAAGAAUAAGGAGACAGAUGGUGUUGAGAAACCCAGCUUGCCAGUUGAAGAGGGAGCGGAAAAUGAGAAAAAAGAAACCGAAAAUGGGUCCCAAGAGAUUCAUCAAUCAGAGCAUGUAGAGUCACAGAAACCUCCAGCACCCUCUUUGGUGAGCUGCUGAAUGCAUCAGACCUCGUUUCCAUUCCUUACGCUCAUGUGGGUUCCUUUGGAUGACUGUAAUUCACAGGCAGUUGAUGUUCUAAUUGUUCUGUGUAUGUCGAUCUAGUUUGUAGAUUGCGUUGUAACUGUAGGAUGUUGAAUCGCUGCUAAUAUAUGUAUGUCUUAGCUAUGUAUGCAGUCACUGAUCUUCUACA